Elaeis guineensis (African oil palm) is the source of this 901-nucleotide messenger RNA. RefSeq names its product putative disease resistance protein RGA1. NCBI's taxonomy places the organism in Eukaryota, Viridiplantae, Streptophyta, Magnoliopsida, Arecales, Arecaceae. The record is from RefSeq and is a predicted model, not a curated record. Gene Ontology annotation, molecular function: ADP binding.
CUCGCACCUAACGCGCUAUAUUUUAUUCAAGUGACCCUUAUCCAUACGUAGACCAAGUCUGUGGCCAAGAAUUUCUCUGUGCAUAGAUUUAAUCGUACUGCGUAAAGUUGCAAGCUAGUUAGAAGACCGACCGAGCAAGAUCUCUGUCUUCAACUGUGCAACCGGAGUUUCCCGCAAUAUGGAGAAGAUCGGAAUGAUGGUCGGAGAAUUGAUGGUAUCCUACGUCUUCAAUAGACUGGCUGACAAGGUUUUGCUGCUUUUGGAGGACCGGUAUGAUCAGUUCACUGCUGAUAAGACCAUGGUGGAGGAUGUGAAGGCUAGACUUCCUCGUAUCCGGGCCGUGAUCCAGGCAGCGGAGGGAAGGCCGAUCAGGGACGCAGCUCUGGCCACAUGGUUGAGGGAACUCAAAGAUGCUGCCUACGAGGCCGACGAUGUGCUGGAUGAGCUUGAAUUCAAAUAGCUUCAUUAUAAGCUGCGCCACAAGAGAAAGGUGAGUGACUUUGCAUCCUCUGCUGUUAAGCUUCUCAAGCAUUUUAUAAUGUCCGAUAAUGAGCUGGAAAACUUGAAGAAUCUUGUGGGAAAUCUUGACAAGAUUUAUACCAAUAUCAAUUACAUAGAGGAACAAUUAAAGGACUACAACUCAAAGCAGAGAAGUGUGACCAGAGAGACCAGCUCGGUUAUCCAGGUUAUUGUGUUUGGGAGACGCAGAGAGACAGACAUGAUAUUGGAUGUCUUGUUGGCUUCAGCGGAUGAACCGGAAUCUAGCAUGACAUGUGGGGCUGGGACUAGUAGCUACCCGAGUCUUGGUGUUCUUCCUAUAGUAGGCAUUGGGGGUGUUGGCAAGACUACUCUGACUCAACUGAUUUAUAAUCAUGAAAGAGUAGUAAAGCAUUUUGAGCUG